UACAUUUUCUACGUUUUGUAGAAGUCUGUUUCAAGUAUAAACUCAUUCAAACAUCCACAUCUUUAGCACUCUUUUCACAAAGCUAUCAAUAUCAACAAGACCAUGGCUCUGAUUCCAAGCAUUUUCGGUGGCCGCCGGAGCAACAUCUUCGACCCCUUUUCAUUGGACGCUUGCGAUCCUUUUCAAGGCUUCCCAUUUUCAAGCUCACUGGCUAACGUGCCUUCCUCCGCCCGGGAGACCUCUGCUUUUGCCAACACUCGCAUCGACUGGAAGGAGACCCCGCAAGCCCAUAUCUUCACAGCCGAUCUCCCUGGGAUCAACAAAGACCAACUCAAAGUUGAGGUUGAAGAAGGCAGAGUUUUGCAGAUCAGUGGAGAGAGAAGCAAAGAACAGGAGGAGAAGAAUGAGAAAUGGCAUAGAAUUGAGCGGAGCAGUGGGAAGUUCAUGAGGAGAUUUAGGCUCCCAGAAGAUGCCAAAGUUGAGGAGGUGAAGGCAAGAAUGGAGAACGGAGUUCUUACUGUGACAGUACCGAAAGUGGAAGCGAAGAAGCCUGAAAUCAAGUCCAUUGAAAUCUCAGCUUAACUUUAUUUAUUGCUCGGUUCUGUGUUUGUCUACCCUGAAAUGUUCUGUAGAUCCUCUAUGGUUAUAAGUUUUGCAGUUAUGUGUUUGU
Cucurbita pepo subsp. pepo (vegetable marrow) is the source of this 670-nucleotide messenger RNA. RefSeq names its product 17.8 kDa class I heat shock protein-like. The record is from RefSeq and is a predicted model, not a curated record. Lineage: Eukaryota; Viridiplantae; Streptophyta; Magnoliopsida; Cucurbitales; Cucurbitaceae.